Messenger RNA from Rana temporaria (common frog), 962 nucleotides. RefSeq lists its product as uncharacterized. The transcript has 8 exons. Lineage: Eukaryota; Metazoa; Chordata; Amphibia; Anura; Ranidae. Bases 88 to 726 code for a protein of 212 amino acids. The record is from RefSeq and is a predicted model, not a curated record.
UACACCUGUUCAUAUCCUUGCCAGUAGGAUACACAGACGUGGUAAGAAGGUAUUUGUCAAGCAGGUGCCGGACUCAGCCUUUCUACCAUGGCGGAACCUCACUAUCUCUACUCCUUAUUACUUCUAGUUCUGCUGAGUGUCCCAUUUGUUCAAGGUCAAAACACUUCUAAAGCAACAGCUCCACAAACAUCCCACACUACGAUCUCAACAAGUACAAAUAAUGCAACAACAUUAACAUCCAAUUCUACCACAAGAACAGACACCACAACGCAUGCUUCCAGUACUUUAACAAGUGGAGCUACCAGCCAUAUACCCACUGAAAUAUCCAAAGUGACACAGACAGAACACAGCACUAGUACAAUUAAUGCAACAAGUCCACAUGCAUCUGAAUCUACCACUAAUCACACCAGUAGUACGGGCUCGACAUAUACAACUAAUAAGACCAAUACCACCACAUCCUCCUUUAACACCCUGCAUCCGGACAAUGCUACACAAACAAUAAAUGGGACAUCUAUUCCAGCAGGUAUUCCAGCAAACAAAGGCCUGUCAGAUAAUCCUGGCCUAAUAGCUGUACUUUGUAUAUUUUUUUCGAUCCUUGCCAUUGUUAUCGUUGUGUCUGUUGUGAAGUUCUUCCGGAAACCUGGGCCAGGAUUCGAAAAACUGGAUGAGGUUCCAAUGAAUGGCAUGAACGAAGAAGCUCCUUUUGCACGUUAUCCUCCGAAAUAGUGCAAAAAUGUAAAGCAUGUUUUUCCUGUAAAGUAUGAAGAUUGAAUUCACAAUUGUUUUUGGCAACAAAAAGCUGAGUUUGUUUUUUUUUUUUUUUUUUUUUUUUAUUGUGAGUAUGCUAUGCUGAUUAAUGCUUUUUUGUUUAUUGUACAUUACAUUUACAGAACAAUAAUCAAUAAGAAUACUGUUUUUAUUUAUUUUCAUCUGUAAUUUAAUAAAUUUACAGAUAGCCAAAA